Messenger RNA from Nerophis ophidion (straightnose pipefish), 3653 nucleotides. Its product is annotated as gastrula zinc finger protein XlCGF57.1-like. The record is from RefSeq and is a predicted model, not a curated record. The coding region runs from base 312 to 2522 and encodes 736 amino acids. Gene Ontology annotation, cellular component: nucleus. NCBI's taxonomy places the organism in Eukaryota, Metazoa, Chordata, Actinopteri, Syngnathiformes, Syngnathidae. Gene Ontology annotation, molecular function: RNA polymerase II cis-regulatory region sequence-specific DNA binding; DNA-binding transcription factor activity. The transcript has 3 exons. Gene Ontology annotation, biological process: regulation of cytokine production; negative regulation of transcription by RNA polymerase II; regulation of immune system process.
CGGCGAGGAUAAAGCAAGAUGGCGUCUGACGGUGAAGACGUUAUUGCAGUCGUCACAGUUCAGUGUUCUUAAUCUUUGCCUCCAUGUACACAUAUAUGUCCUUUAUUAGACUCUAUUAAAUAGAGUAAACAUCGUUAAUAACUGUUUGCAUCCGGUUAUAUUAGUCUGAGCGCACUUUGUUGCUUCUCGAGCUAGCUUAGCUUGCCAGUUAGCUUAGCUUGUUAGCUGCUAACAAAGAGAGGCGGAAGUGAUCAAAACACAUCGCUAAGUAGAGAUCAAGUGUGAGUGUAAAGUGUUGUGAUUGUGUGAAAAUGUGCGAAAGAACGACAGCAGAGUACGAGGAGGAACUUUGUCCAACAAAAGAGGAUAAUAAGCGACAACAUCAAAAACAUCAAGUUGUGUUACACAGAACAGACAUCCAUCAGCUGAUUGAACACCAAGAAGAAUGUCUCCCUCAUCUGCAGGGGGACAGUUUGACUUUAGAGUAUCCAGAGCCCUCACAUUUUAAAGGGGACGAGGAGGAUCCACAGCCCCCUUAUUUUAAAGAGGAAGAGGAGGGAGAGUGUCCUGUAGGGCAGGAGGAGGCGGAUCUCAGCAAGUUUCCACUGACUGUUGUUUCUGUGAAGACUGAAGAGCAUGAAGACAAACCACCUGAGUCCUCACAGCUUCAUCACAGUCCAAACGUCUGUGAAGAACAUCUUCACCCUGAGCAACAGAAGUGGAGCUUCAGGAUGCGGACGGAGGAACCACAGCCCUCCCACAUUAAGAAGAAAGAGGAAUACCCACUGAUCCCCCAUUUUAAAGAGGAAGAGGAGGACCCACUGAAUCCCCAAUUUAAAGAGGAAGCGGUGGAUCCACUGAGCCCUCACAUUAAGGAGGAAGAGAUGGAUCCACCUACACCCCGUUUUAAAGAGGAAGAGGAGGACCCACUGACACCCCAUUUUAAAGAAGAAGAGAACCAACUGACACCCCUUUUUAAAGAGAAAUCGGUGGAUCCACUGACCCCUCAAAAUAAGGAGGAAGAGGUGGAUCCGCUGACCCCUCACAUUAAGGACGAAGAGGAGGACCCACUGACCCCUCACAUUAAAGAGGAAGAGGAAGAACACAGCAUCAGUCAGCAGGGAGAGCAUUUUGAAGAACUGGAGGAGGUUGAUGUCACCAAGAUGCCAGUGACUGGUGUCCCUGUGAAGAGUGAAGGUGAUGAGGUCAAAGGUGAAAGUGAGGAGAGGGGUGGGGGGGAGCCUCCAAGCAGCAGCUCAACACAACACAUGACAACAGAAGCUGAUGGAGACCACUGUGGAGGAUCACAAGCAGACAAGCUCUUAGCUCCACUAUCAGAUAAUGAGGACACAACGUCACACUCUCCUGACACUGAUGAUGAAGACUCUAAAGAUGAUAAGACAUGUCACACUGACAACACUCACUUCAAGUGUUCUCACUGUGACAAAACUUUUAAAUACCAUAGUGAUUUGAAAAGACACAUGAGAACACACACUGGAGAAAAACCCUUUUCAUGCUCAGAAUGUGGUAGAGAUUUUAGACUAAAAGAAAUGAUGAAAGAACACAUGAGAAUACACACUGGAGAAAAACCUUUUUCAUGUUCAAUCUGCGGUAAAGAUUUUACUCAAAGGCCACAUUUGAAAACACACAUGAGAAUACACACUGGCGAAAAGCCUUUUUCCUGCUCAGAAUGUGGUAAAAGUUUUGGAAUAAAUCGAAGUUUAAAAAUACACAUGAGAACACACACUGGAGAAAAACCUUUUUCAUGUUCAAUCUGUGGUAAAAAUUUUACUGAAAAGCAAAGUUUGAAAACACACAUGACAAUACACACUGGAGAAAAACCUUUUUCAUGUUCAAUCUGUGGUAAAAAUUUUACUCAUAGGCAAAAUUUGAAAUCACACAUGACAACACACUCUGGAGGAAAACCAUUUUCAUGUUCAAUCUGUAGUAAAAAAUUUACUCAAAGGCAAUAUUUGAAAACACACAUGAGAAUACACACUGGAGAAAAACAUUUUUCCUGCUCAGAAUGUGGUAAAAGUUUUGUAUUUAAUGAAAAUUUUAAAGUACACAUGAGAACACACACUGGAGAAAAGCCUUUUUCAUGUUCAAUCUGCGGUAAAGAUUUUACUCAAAAGCCCCAUUUCAAAGCACACAUGAGAAUACACACUGGAGAAAAACCUUUUUCCUGCUCAGAAUGUGGUAAAAGCUUUGUAAUAAAUCGAAGUUUAAAAGUACACAUGAGAACACACACCGGAGAAAAACCGUUUACAUGUUCAGUAUGUGGAAUAAGUUAUAAAGAAAGACGACAAUUAAAAAUACACAUGAUAAAGCACUCUGGUGAAAAACCAUACUCCUGUUCAAGCUGCAACAAAAGCUUUUGUCACAAAAAAUCUUUUACAGUACACAUGAGAACACACACAGGUGAGAAAAUGUUGAGUUGCAGUGUGUGUGGUGAAAGAUUCUCUUUUAAGUAUCAGUGUAAGAAACACAAGUGUGCUGGUGAGAACAGCAGCAGCAAAUGAAGAUGCAGGAUUUGAAAUAAACUGUCAAGACUUUUAACUUUGACUUUCUAACAACAUCAGCACAUAUAACAUGUGUGAUACCAUUGUUGUGUGUGUAAUACAAUCUUGUUAAUAUGAUUCUCACAUUUAUAGAUUAGACACUUCAGAUCAGUGCUUUUAUUUCACGGUGGCAGAGGGGUUAGUGCGUCUGCCUCACAAUACGAAGUUCCUGCAGUCCUGGGUUCAAAUCCAGGCUCGGGAUCUUUCUGUGUGGAGUUUGCAUGUUCUCCCCGUGAAUGCGUGGGUUCCCUCCGGGUACUCCGGCUUCCUCCCACUUCCAAAGACAUGCACUUGGGGAUAGGUUGAUUGGCAACACUAAAUUGGCCCUAGUGUGUGAAUGUGAGUGUGAAUGUUGUCUGUCUAUCUGUGUUGGCCCUGCGAUGAGGUGGGGACUUGUCCAGGGUGUACCCUGCCUUCCGCCCGAUUGUAGCUGAGAUAGGCGCCAGCGCCCCCCGUGACCCCGAAAGGGAAUAAGCGGUAGAAAAAUGGAUGGAUGGACAUGAGUUAAUAUACACAUUUGUGUACUUUAAAAUGAACAGAACAAUUUGACUGAAAGGGUGAGAAUAAACAGUACAUAAAAUAUGUUACAUACAAUAAACAUUUUAUGUGUAUAUAUUCAUAAUUCAGUCUUAUACUUAUUUAUAAUAUUGUUUUAUAUGUUUUUUGAAAUAAUGACGUGUUACAUAUUUUGUUUUGUAAUUGUGGAUGAUUCCAUAGAUGAACUCCUUUAUAUGAUGUACAUAUUUGUUUUACAUGUGUUCAUACCUUCGCUUUUGAGUACACAUAAAUCCCUCUUAGUUCAUAUUUACUGGUUCACAUCUGAAACAUCUUCUGGACCACUUCUGGAAGCAUAUUAUUAUUUACUUUAUACAUCAUUUGAACACUUGUCUUGUAUACAAUUUGAAAACGUGUUACUUUUUGAAUCCUUUGUUGGGUCUCUAUAAUCCAUUCUUUGAAUUAUCUUUAUUACUCCCUUGUGUAAUAUGAAUAUUGUUGUGUGAUUGUUUUAUACGUAUGUCCCCAGACCUUCAUGCAAUAAACAAUGUAUGUUUCAACUAAAGUUGGGUACAAUAAAUGUUGUUAAUAUUUGUG